This is a messenger RNA of Oncorhynchus masou masou (cherry salmon), 1564 nucleotides long. Its product is annotated as prolyl 4-hydroxylase subunit alpha-2-like. Bases 1 to 1551 code for a protein of 516 amino acids. Gene Ontology annotation, cellular component: endoplasmic reticulum. The transcript has 13 exons. The record is from RefSeq and is a predicted model, not a curated record. Lineage: Eukaryota; Metazoa; Chordata; Actinopteri; Salmoniformes; Salmonidae. Gene Ontology annotation, biological process: peptidyl-proline hydroxylation to 4-hydroxy-L-proline. Gene Ontology annotation, molecular function: L-ascorbic acid binding; protein binding; procollagen-proline 4-dioxygenase activity.
AUGACAUUCAUUGGGAACGGCAUUUUCCCCUUCCUGACAGAUCACAUGAUGGAACUGCUUGUCAUUGAGCGGAGCCUCAUCCAGAGCCUCAGAGAUUUCAUCACAGCACAGAAACAAUGCAUAGACCGAUUUAACAGUGUUGUUGAAGCCUGUGAAAAUGCCUCUGGAGACUUCCCAGAGGAUCUGGAAAAAUACAUCAGCAACCCUUUCACUGCAUACAAGCUGGUGCGAAGACUGAGGCUGGAGCGGAACAUCGUGGAACAAGUUACCAAGACAUGUUCUUCAUAUAUUGCAGAUUUCCUGGCUAAUGUAUCAUUGGUCUCCCAGCGGCUCCCCAGUGAGAAGGACAUGGAUGGGGUUGCACUGGGUCUUAUACGUCUACAGGACAUAUACAGACAACUGCAAAUCAUUACAGUGGAUGUGUCAGGACAGGUAAAUGUGACACCCUUGGAUCCAGAUGACUCCUUCCACGUUGCCAUGGUGGCCCUGCAGAACCACAAGUUCCAGUAUGCCCUGCUCUGGCUCCAGGAGACCUUCAGGCAGCUGGAGGAUGGCAUCCCAGCCCUGGUGACCAGGAGAGAGGUUCUGACCUACCUGGGUCCCCUAGCCUUUCAGAUGGGUAACCUGCCUCUAGCAUUGGAGCUAACACAACAGUUGCAGGAACUGGACCCCAGUUGCAUGCAGACCAAGGUGCACCUGGCCUACUACAGAACCCUGAGAGAGAGCAUCCGGUGUGGGAGCCAGACACAAACACCCUCAUUGCCCUUAGAUGCACCAGUGGACAUCUUAACACUAAUCAAACCAGCAAGCGAAACCUCCUACGAAUCUCUUUGCAGAGGGGAGUGUGAUGAUCAGACCCCGAGGAGACAGAGGACAUUGCAGUGCAGGUACAGCACUGGGAGAGGCAACCCUCGACUCAUCUAUGCCCCUAUAAAAGAGGAGCAGGAAUGGGACCAUCCACUAAUAAUACGGUAUCAUGACCUUGUAUCUGAAAGGGAGAUUGAGACCAUAAAACACCUAUCCCGAUCAAAGCUUGACAGAGCAAAGGUGUCAGACCAUGUGACAGGGGAAAGAUUUUCAGCUGAAACCCGUGUGGCUAAAAGUGCAUGGCUGGCUGACGAGGACAACCCUGUCAUCUCCCGUGUUACCCAGAGAAUGGCUGACCUGACUGGGCUGGACAUGGAGGCAGCAGAGAUGCUCCAGGUUGCAAAUUAUGGGAUUGGGGGCCAAUAUGAACCACACUUCGACAACAAGCUGACCAAUGACACAGACUACAUGACGAGGGGUGGCAGGAUCGCAACGAUCUUAAUCUAUAUGAGUGAUGUGGAAGUGGGUGGAUCGACUGUGUUCCCUGAUAUAGGAGCUGCUCUCCGACCGUACAAGGGUUCAGCGGUGCUGUGGUACAACCUUUUGCAGAAUGGAGAGGAGGACGCUAGGACCUUACACGCUGCAUGCCCUGUAUUUGUGGGCAAUAAAUGGGUUGCCAAUAAAUGGGUGCGGGCCCACGGACAGGAGUUCAGGAGAAGAUGCUCUUUGUCCCAGAUGGACUGAAACUGGAGCCAGG